Xenopus laevis (African clawed frog) is the source of this 4808-nucleotide messenger RNA. RefSeq names its product patatin like phospholipase domain containing 7 L homeolog (gene pnpla7.L). Lineage: Eukaryota; Metazoa; Chordata; Amphibia; Anura; Pipidae. The transcript has 34 exons. Bases 109 to 3777 code for a protein of 1222 amino acids. The record is from RefSeq and is a predicted model, not a curated record.
GGAUCAAGUGCAGGCGGGAGCGCGCCCCAGAGAGAGCGGAGAGCGCGCACACGUGAGGCAGAAGAAGGAAAGGUUCCAAGUUGGCUGAGGGUGACCCAAGGACGCACAAUGGGCGCACGACUCCCCUGUAGAAGCGCCGAGGGGCAGAAUGACACAUUUAUGCUUCAUAUUCUGGAGGCGGGGCUCCUGGCUAUGGGAGGAGUCUGCUUUCUGUGUUUUCUCCUGUGGCUGAUACAAAGAAGGUCGGUGGAUCCCCACGUUACCGAUAUCCCAAAGCUUCAAGCUCAGAAGAUCCCAUUCAAGCUAAAGAAGAAGCCGAAAGUGCUCAGUAUCAAGCAAAGGAUUCGCAGGAGGAAAUGGGAAUCACUUUCUGUGCAUCAUGUAGAACCUCCACCUGCUCCACUUCUAAAGCCGACAGCUGAGCCAAUGACUCCCACGUUGCCCCCUGAUGUGCUGUACAUGCUGCAGAGUGUCAGAGUCCUUGGUCACUUUGAGAGGCCUCUCUUCUUUGCCCUCUGCCAACAUGUAGUAUAUGAACACUAUGAUCCUGGCCAAAUUGUGUUUUGCCCUGGGCAGCUGGACUCUAGUAUUUACAUUGUCUUGGAGGGAAAGCUGGAGCUGUCACUGACUGAUCCCGAUGGCACACCAUGGUAUAUGAAAUCUAUUUGCUCAGGGGAUAAUGUGCACAGUCUUCUCAGUAUCCUGGAUGUGCUAACGGGACACCAGCGGCCAUACCGGACAGUGACUGCAAAAGCUGUUGAGAGGAGCACCUUGCUCCGGCUUCCUGUAGAAGCGUUCUGCACCGUUUUUAAGAGCUACCCACAGAGCUUAGUACGCACAGUGCAGAUCAUUGCACUACGCCUGCAAAGAGUCACUUUCCUCGCUCUGCACCAUUACCUGGGACUGACCAUCGAGCUCUUCCUACCUGAUAAUUCUGAACUUACUCAGUCUGAAAAGCCAAAGCGUCCACGGCUGCUAAGAAGUGUGACGCAUAAUGAAGGAGAUUUGUCUAGUCUUGAAGAAACAACACCACCUCGCAGAAGAGCGCCACCAUUGAAGAGCAGUAAGUCGGCUCGUUCCUCAGUCUUCUGGCGCUCUCUGGAUUGUGAGUUGGAGCAGUCUCAGGGCUUUGAAUUAUCCAAUGAUUAUGAGACUUCCAAUCCAACUUCAACUACGAAUAUGAAGCCUUUGGCGAAUGAAAGUGAAAAGGCCAGAGACGAGAGGAUGAAGAGACUUAUAGAGUCAGGCAAGAAGCAAAUGGCAAAAGUUUUGAAUUUAUCGAAUGCUGGCCUGCUGGAUAACAGGGUAACUCUUCACCAUGCCAAAGCUGAGACGGUUAUUGCCCGGAAGGGGGAGCAGGGGGUAGGAAUGCACUUAGUGCUUUCCGGCUGUCUCCAUGUAUAUCAGGGUGUCAUUGGUCGAGAAGACUCCUAUGUUUUUGAGACUGGCCCAGGUGAGAUGAUAGGACAACUGACGGUCCUUACGGGAGAGCCCCUGAUCUUCACAAUCAGAGCCGUACAAGACAGCGCCUUCCUAUGCCUGAGCCGAGCUCACUUCUACCAGAUUCUUCGCUCCCACCCACAUGUCCUCCUCACUGUGGCCCACUCUGUUGCUCGUCGGGUUUCUCCCUUUGUGCGGCAAGUGGAUUUCGCUAUAGACUGGAUGGGAGUUGAAGCCGGAAAAGAACUCUACAGAAUGGGGGAUCCAUCUGACUGUACCUACAUCGCCCUAAAUGGGCGUCUCCGUUCUGUUAUAACGCGCCCAGAUGGGAAGAAGUGCGUGGUCGGAGAACAUGGUCGGGGAGAACUGAUUGGAAUGGUGGAGGCGUUAACCCACAGUCCAAGAGCCACAUCAGUCCAUGCGGUGCGAGACUCGGAGUUGGCUAAAGUUCCUGAUGGUGCACUGUCCUACAUCAAAAAAAGAUACCCUCAGGUUGUGACCAGGCUGAUUCAUAUUUUAAGUCAGAAAGUCUUGGGAAACCUACAGGAACCACAGGGAGACUACACAGAUCCAGGUAAUCUUGCCAGUAACCUGUGCACCGUUUGUGUGUUACCCUGCAACAGUAAGGUUCCUCUGACUGCAUUUACCCUGGAGCUGAAACAUGCCCUCAAUGCUGUAGGCCCGACUCUGGUUCUUACUAGUGACAUCAUCAGAGCGCGACUUGGGGCCCAUGCAUUGGAAAGCACACAUGAAUGUCAGCUGUCAACUUGGCUGGCUCAGCAGGAAGAUCUUCAUCGUAUCGUCUUGUACCAGACGGAAUCGUUUAUCACGUCCUGGACUGUGCGCUGUAUCCGCCAGGCAGACUGCAUUCUGGUGGUUGGAUUAGGUGGAGAAGAUCCAGCACUUGGGGAGCUAGAAAGUUUCCUUGAGAACUCUCCUGUUCGGGCUCUAAAACAGCUGGUCCUUUUGCACCACACUGAUGGCUCUGCACCCUCUGGCACGGUGGAAUGGCUAAACUUGAGGAGCUGGGUUUCGGGACACUUUCAUAUUCGGGCUCCCAGACGGGUCUUCACAAAGAGGCCUCUACACAAAGUGCAUGAGCUGUAUACUAGAGUCUUUCAGACAGAAGCUGACCGUCACGGUGACUUUUCUCGCCUCGCCCGUGCAUUGACUGGAAACACCAUUGCUUUGGUGCUGGGAGGAGGUGGAGCAAGAGGCUUUGCCCAUGUGGGAGUGAUAAAGUCAUUGGAGGAGGCCGGAAUCCCUGUGGAUAUGAUUGGAGGGACUUCCAUGGGGGCUGUUGUUGGAGGUGUCUAUGCAGAAGAACUGAAAGCAGUCGAGACCAAACAGAGGACAAGUAAAUGGGCAAAGAUGCUGUCAUCUUUACCCAAAACAGCCAUGGACCUUACCUAUCCUAUCGCUUCACUUUUAUCAGGCUCCACCUUCAAUGGUACACUGCGAAGUCUUUUUGGCGAAAGACAAAUUCAGGACUUGUGGCUGCCAUAUUUCUGCAUCAGUACUGACAUCAGCGCUUCUGCAAUGCGUAUUCACAGAGAGGGGUGUUUAUGGCGUUAUGUCCGUGCCAGUGCUUCGUAUACGCCUUACCUUCCCCCACUUUGUGAUCCGCGGGACUCUCACCUACUAUUGGAUGGCUGCUAUGUCAAUAACCUCCCAGCCGACGUGGCUCAUUCGCUGGGAGCCCGUACUGUUCUUGCAGUGGACGUUGGCCAGCAGGACAAAUGGGACACAUGGAAUUAUGGGGACUCUCUGUCUGGGUGGUGGUUACUAUGGAAACGUAUCAACCCAUGGGCGGAAAAAGUCAAGGUCCCAGACAUGGCAGAGCUGCAGUCUAGAUUAUCCUAUGUAUCGGGGGUCAAUCAGCUACAACUCGUCAAGCAUAGCGGAUACUGCGAAUACCUGAGCCCCCCUGUCCAGCGCUUCAGCACAACGGACUUCCACCGAUUUCAAGAAAUAUAUGAUGUGGGCUACGACUAUGGGAAACUUAUAUUCACUGAAUGGUACCGUGGGGAUGUUGUUGAAAAGAUGCUGCAGGACCGAAGUUCUCUUGAAUUUUAUCAACAACAGGAAGGGGUUACCAGUGGGGUCCCUGGAUUUACUGACCUUGCAGAAAUUGUGUCCUGCAUCGAGCCUGUGACCAGCAGACAUCUGUUCCCAGAGAAGCAAGAGGAUGAAGUCACAUUAGCAGAAGACAAGAAAGUUUCUGUAGAAAGGAAUGCCUGUGAAACAGAUGAAGAAAAGACUUUGCGGUUGCAAAAUACCAGGGGCUUGGCCAAACAUACUGAACAGAAUUAUUUGACUAAGCAAAGGGUGCAUUAACCACAGAUCUCCAAGACUUAGCUUCUCUGGACCUCUGCAGAACAUGGCUGCAUAGAGGCCUACAAACACAAACUGCUUCUGCAUUUUUCUUUUGCUCUCAGGAUUUUCUCUACAUCAUGACAACGGGUCUUGUCCACCCACUGACUGACAGCAUUGACUUUCCUUCACUGACCCACAGCAUUGCCUUUCCUUCACUAAUCAACAGCAUUGACUUUCCUUCACUGACCCACAGCGUUGACUUUCCUUCACUGACCCACAGCAUUGCCUUUCCUUCACUGACCCACAGCAUUGCCGUUCCUUCACUGACCCACAGCAUUGCAUUUCCUUCACUGACCCACAGCAUUGCCUUUCCUUCACUGACCCACAGCAUUGCCUUUCCUUCACUGACCCACAGCAUUGCCGUUCCUUCACUUACCCACAGCAUUGCAUUUCCUUCACUGACCCACAGCAUUGCCUUUCCUUCACUGACCCACAGCAUUGACUUUCCUUCACUGACACACAGCAUUGAUUUUCCUUCACUGACCCACAGCAUUGCCUUUCCUUCACUGACCCACAACAUUGCCUUUCCUUCACUGACACAGCAUUGACUUUCCUUCACUGACCCCACAGCAUUAACUUUCUUUCAGACUGGAAAUUAGAGAGUGAUACUGUUAAUUCAGGAGACCUUGGUUGACAACUGUACUGUGUGACCAAGCUCAGAAAGACUGAGGUUCUCCAAACAAUUUCCAGGACUCUGCUUGUUAUCUUCUGUUCACAUUCAGAAACAGUUAUUCCAUUCUUGUCUGUAGAUUGUUUAAAGACUUUUACUCAAAAACAAGCAUUUCACCAUUAGGCCAAGGGAUUCUUCUAAGACUUGGGUUCAUCUUUAGGGCCCAGACUAUCGUUUUGUCCUCUUCUUUACCUUUGUAUCAUUUUGCUUUGUUUGGUGCCCUUUAACAAUGGUCUCUGCUUUUAUUCCCCCCAUUUUUUUCUGCUUUUCCUUCCCCUAUUAAAGCGGUUGUUCACCUUUGAGUUAACUUUUAGUAUAAUGU